Messenger RNA from Pan troglodytes (chimpanzee), 2078 nucleotides. It is a transcript of the gene DIPK1C, whose product is annotated as divergent protein kinase domain 1C. The transcript is spliced from 4 exons. The coding region runs from base 50 to 1309 and encodes 419 amino acids. The record is from RefSeq and is a predicted model, not a curated record. NCBI's taxonomy places the organism in Eukaryota, Metazoa, Chordata, Mammalia, Primates, Hominidae.
AACUCGGGGCGCGGGCGGCGGUGGGGCCCGGGCGCGGGCCGGGCUGGCCAUGGCGCGGGCGGCGGGCGCGCGGGGCCGUGCCGGGUGGUGCAGGAGGCGCGGGCGCUGCGGGCGGGGCACGCUCCUCGCCUUCGCCGCGUGGACCGCGGGCUGGGUGCUGGCGGCCGCGCUGCUGCUCCGCGCGCACCCGGGUGUCCUCUCCGAGCGCUGCACCGACGAGAAGAGCCGGCGCAUCCUGGCCGCGCUGUGCCAGGACUACCGGGGCGGCGCGCUGGCGGGGGCCCUCUGCGAGGACCUGUGUGUGGCGGGAAAGCUGCUGUUCCAACGCUGCCUGCACUACGACAGGGGCAAGAAGGUGCUGCAGGCCGACUGGCGCGGCCGGCCCGUGGUCCUCAAGUCCAAGGAGGAGGCCUUCUCCAGCUUCCCGCCCCUCAGCCUGUUGGAAGAGGAGGCAGGGGAGGGUGGCCAGGACAUGCCCGAGGCCGAACUCCUCCUGAUGGUGGCUGGGGAGGUCAAGAGCGCUCUGGGCCUGGAGUUGUCCAACAGCAGCCUGGGGCCGUGGUGGCCGGGCAGGCGGGGCCCACGCUGGCGGGGACAGCUGGCCAGCCUGUGGGCCCUGCUGCAGCAGGAGGAGUACAUCUACUUCAGCCUGCUGCAGGACCUGAGCCCACACGUGCUGCCCGUGCUGGGUUCCUGCGGCCACUUCUACGCGGUGGAGUUCCUGGCCGCGGGCAGCCCCCACCACAGGGCACUCUUCCCCCUGGACCGGGCCCCAGGUGCCCCUGGGGGUGGCCAGGCCAAGGCCAUCAGUGACAUCGCACUCAGCUUCUUGGACAUGGUGAACCAUUUUGACAGUGACUUUUCCCACCGCCUCCACCUCUGCGACAUCAAGCCGGAAAACUUUGCCAUCCGGAGCGACUUCACAGUGGUGGCUAUUGAUGUGGACAUGGCCUUUUUUGAACCUAAAAUGAGGGAAAUCCUUGAGCAAAACUGCACAGGAGAUGAAGACUGCAAUUUCUUUGACUGUUUUUCAAGGUGUGAUUUACGAGUCAACAAGUGUGGAGCGCAGCGCGUAAACAACAACCUGCAGGUCAUCUGUGACAAAAUAUUUCGCCAUUGGUUUUCCACGCCUCUCAAGAGCUCUGCGGUCUCUUUCCAGCUUCAGCUGCAGUUACAGGAGGCGGUGCAGGAAUGUGCAGACCCUGGGGUCCCCAGUGGGAACACCCGGAGAGCAGCCUCCAGCGUGUUCUGGAAGCUUCGCCGACUCCUCCAAGCCACACUGAGGGAGCUGCAGGAGGCAGAGAAGUAGCCACUCUCUGGCCUUAAACAUGCUCACACAGGAAAAGUGACCUUGGCUGGAUUUCUUCUGCCAUUGUUUUAAAGAUGAGCCAUUUCCCCCGUGCUCUCUGGGGUGCCGUUCUGGUCUCCACAGUGUGGAGUGGCAAGUGCUGCUGCCAGAGACAGUGCUCCCUCGCUCUCGUCCCACCCUGGCCUCUGACCUGUCGCCUUGUGUAAAAUGAGAUGAGGGAGGAGGUACAGACCUCCCUUCAGGAGGGCUCUCGGUCAGAAGUCACAAACCUGUGUGCACUUAUUCUCUGCAGAGAGCACUUGUACCUGGUUAUCCCAGCACGAGUUCCAGCUGUUCUUUCCUGUAAAUCGUUACCACGUUAAAAAGUGUGCGUGUGUGCAUACAAAUGAUGUGUAUGCCUGUGUCUGGGUGCAAAUGAGCAUGUGAGCAUGUGUGAGUGUGCCUAUGAGUGUCUGCAUGUGUGUGAGUGUGCACAGGUGAGUGUGCACAGGUGAGUGUGGUGUGCUCAUGAGGAGUAUGAGUAUGCCUGAGUGUGAAUGUGUAUGAGUGUGAAUGAGUGUGUGCACAUGAGUGCACGGGUGUCAGCAUGUGUAUAUAAGUGUGGGCAUGUGUAUGUGAUUGUGUGAGUGUGGGCAGGUGAGUGUGUUGGGGAUGUGGGUUAGGGUGGGGAGUGGUGCUUUCUCUAGUGUGUCCUCCGGAACAGCUUGCCUACCUAGCAAAGAAGUGUGACCAUUCUUUCGGAAUUAAAUACAAUAAAAAGAAAAUAAGC